Messenger RNA from Ixodes scapularis (black-legged tick), 978 nucleotides. Its product is annotated as monocarboxylate transporter 12-like. The coding region runs from base 1 to 978 and encodes 325 amino acids. The record is from RefSeq and is a predicted model, not a curated record. Gene Ontology annotation, biological process: transmembrane transport. NCBI's taxonomy places the organism in Eukaryota, Metazoa, Arthropoda, Arachnida, Ixodida, Ixodidae. The transcript has 3 exons. Gene Ontology annotation, molecular function: monocarboxylic acid transmembrane transporter activity.
AUGUUUUGUACCGGUGUGGGAAUCGUCACGGUAUUUCUCGCCUACAUUAACAUAUUGUACUUCGAUCGGUACCGGGGAAUAGCUUGCGGCAUCAAGUUCGCCGGCGUAUAUUUGGCAUCACUCAUUUUCCCGCCGGCACUCGUGUAUUUCGAGGAAGCGUAUGGCUUUCGCGGCGCUCUACUUCUGACCGGAGCCAUCACAAUGCACGUGACCGCUUUUUCUCUCCUGCUAAACGUGCCCCAAUGGAUAAGACAAAAUUCGGAAGUCCGACAGUGCAUCAAGCCUCCAGAGUACUUCACUAUGAGCACAACUCAUCUCUCACAGGAUGGUUCUCCAAACAAAAAUCCCUCUGGAAAGAACAUUUCUAAAUACGCCGAGAGUAUCCGAGAGUCCGUCAGACUACUUCGCAUGCCAUUCUGUUAUUCAAUUCUUGCAUAUACCGUCAUAUCGGAUUUCGCAGCCAUGGCAUUUCAGUCAACAAUUGUCGACUAUUCAUUAGAUAAAGGCUUCACUCUGGAAACUGCCGAGUCUAUAGUUUCGUAUUCAUCGGUUUCCCAACUGGUGGGAUGUUUAAUUGUCCCGCUUCUGGCUGACCUUAGAUUCAUGAACCGAAGCACACUAAUCGUCGUCAAUCUCUUUGUUUUCGGCUGCUCGCUCUUAAUCCUUCCAGAAGUUGAAAAGUAUGCGUAUGUAGUCGUUUUUUGCUUUUGCGUAGCAAUGUCCUCAGCAUUCCUCACAGCCAUAAAGGCUGCCAUUAUCACUGACCACCUUGGAGCGGAUGCAAUCCCCUUUAGUUGUGCAUUGCUGGGACCGUCCACGCUGCCCUUAUUCUUGUGCAACCCUACAAUAAUAGGUGUUUUCAGAGAUUCCAAGGGAUCAUACGACAACUACUAUCGGCUGCACGGAGGACUUCAAAUUUUCGCUGGAUUUAUAUUUGCGACCGUUUGCUGCUGUGAUAGGAAGAGUAGAAAGUUAUAG